This is a messenger RNA of Coffea eugenioides, 1279 nucleotides long. Its product is annotated as probable purine permease 10. Gene Ontology annotation, cellular component: membrane. The transcript is spliced from 2 exons. The record is from RefSeq and is a predicted model, not a curated record. Bases 32 to 1183 code for a protein of 383 amino acids. Gene Ontology annotation, molecular function: purine nucleoside transmembrane transporter activity. Lineage: Eukaryota; Viridiplantae; Streptophyta; Magnoliopsida; Gentianales; Rubiaceae.
AUUUUUUUUUAGGUCUUGGAGGUUUAGCAAGAUGGAGGAAGCUCAAGAACAGUCAUCAAUCAUCAAAGGUUCUGAAGCUAAAGAAAUGAUGUCGCCUGGAAUUUUCCAAGGUGACCUUCAAUCAGAUGCGCCAUGCCUUAGGCAGUAUACGUGGUGGCUUCAAGUUGCCAUUUAUACAAUCCUCACACUUGCUGGCCAGACAGUUGGCGUUCUCUUGGGAAGAUUGUAUUUUGACAAGGGUGGAAAUAGUGAAUGGAUGGCUACAUUGGUGCAAAACAUAGGCUUUCCAGUACUUCUUCCUUUCCUGCUUUCUUCACCCUCAAAAACUCGAAAUCAAGAAACUGGCAUUGUCCGGCCAUCAUUUGUGGUUUUAGCUUCAACUUAUACCUUCCUUGGUCUAUGUCUAGCAGGGGAAUCUCUGUUAUACUCACUUGGUCUAAAAUACCUUCCAGUUUCCACUUUUUCUCUAAUCAACACGAGCCAAUUAGCCUUCAAUGCUCUCUUUGCAUAUUUCCUCAACUCACAGAAGCUUACUCCUUUCAUAAUAAACUCGCUCGUGUUGCUGACUCUCUCCUCUGUAGUCCUCGUAAUCCAAGAUGAUUCUGAAGAUUCCAACAAAACCUCUAACAACAAAUACACAGCUGGGGUCAUAUGCACUAUUGCUGCAUCUGCCUUGUAUUCCUUUAUGCUCUCUGCAACACAACUCAUCAUUCAAAAAAUACUGAAAAAAGAAACUUUCAGACUGAUAAUUGAUCUGACAAUAUAUAAGUCCUUAGUUGCAACAGUUGCAAUCACAAUAGGGAUUUUUGUCAGUGGACAAUGGAAGAGUUUGAAGUCAGAAAUGGAGGAGUUUAAGCUGGGGAAAGUGUCGUAUAUCAUGACCUUGCUUUGGACCGCGGUAUCAUGGCAAGUUUUUGAUCUUGGUUGCAACGGACUGAUUUUCAAAGUUUCAUCUCUAUUCUCCAAUGUCAUUAGUGUUGUAGGCUUGCCUGUCGCUCCAGUUCUAGCUGUGGUAUUUUUCCAUGAUAAGGUAACUGGUGCUAAGGUCUUAUCCUUACUCUUAGCAUUAUGGGGAUUUACAUCAUAUGUUUAUCAGCAGUAUCUUGAUGAUAUGAAGGCCAAGGCUGACAGGAAUUCAACUUCCAAUGAAGUUGUUGAAGCUUCCUCAGUUGGAAUCAAGUAGUACUGUUCUGUAGAAUUUCUAAAUGUUCUUGUUCAUUUAAGGACACAUAUUAUUCUUCAACAUUGUUGUCAAUUUGAAAGAACAACAUUAGUCUUU